Gambusia affinis (western mosquitofish) is the source of this 5020-nucleotide messenger RNA. RefSeq names its product XK, Kell blood group complex subunit-related family, member 9 (gene xkr9). NCBI's taxonomy places the organism in Eukaryota, Metazoa, Chordata, Actinopteri, Cyprinodontiformes, Poeciliidae. The transcript is spliced from 4 exons. Gene Ontology annotation, cellular component: plasma membrane. The record is from RefSeq and is a predicted model, not a curated record. Gene Ontology annotation, biological process: apoptotic process involved in development; phosphatidylserine exposure on apoptotic cell surface; engulfment of apoptotic cell. The coding region runs from base 1776 to 2948 and encodes 390 amino acids.
AAUAAACACCUCUUUAAAUGACGUGUUAUAUGCUAUAUAUAACACGUAUAUUGCACAUAUAUUUUAUUUAUUCAGUGCAAAUGUCCGAAAUUGAACGACAAGCACAUUUUUUUUGUUUCUUUUUUUUUUCCUUUUAGUUUUUGUUGCGAAAGCUAACAAAAACAUUUAGUUUUUAUAGACUUCUUCUGAGAUUCUCAUACCAAGGACACCUUUCCAGGAAGCUAUUUAGCCAGUGCAGUCUAGUCCAGCAUGUCAUAUUUACAAACCCUCAUAGCUCCUGGCGUUUCGAUGCUGAUAUGACAGAGUAAAAUGGAUGAUAAGGAUCGCAAGCAUUUCAAGCUAUUUGUCAAAUAAAAGCUUUAGAAACUAACAUAAGCCUCAGGAGAGAUUUAUUUUAAAGAUUAAAGAAAAAAAUGACAACAUUAUAGAGAUAUACUUUUGAAUCUGUAGUACAAUCCUAACAUAAUACUGAUGAAAAUCUAGGGAUAAUAAAACAUAGGAAUCCACUGGUUGAAUCUGUAACAAUUAGUUGUGUUCUAAACCCUUACAGAAAGUAGCGGACAGGAAGUAAUUCAAUGCAAAACCAGGGCCACGCAGAAGCGAACUGACAAGCUGGCGCUGCCUACCGCCCCAAAUGUGGAAGUACAUGUGUAUAUCACACAUAGAGCUGACACAGUCCUUACAGGACAAAUAUAAAUCGAUUUGAUUUUCAAUUUUAUUUCGGACUCUGUCUAGGCUAUUCUAAGACAAGAACACCUAUUCUGUUGGAGCUCUGGCUGUAUGUUUGGGUUUGGUGAUCUAUCCAACUCUGUUGAGGACAGUUUCCUUGUACGGUUGCCCUGUUCAUCUUCCCAUCAACCCAGACCAGUUUCCCUGUCUCUGAUACAGAAAAGCAUCCCCACAGUGUAAUAAUGCCACCACCAAAUUUUGAUAAUGGGGGAAGUGUACUCGGGGUCCUCUGUAGUAUUUUGCAGUUUUCUACCACACAGAGCUUUUAAUGUAUGCCAAUAAGCCUAUUUUGGUGUCAUCUGACCAAAACAGUCUUGAAUCAUUCUGGAAGGCACUACAACCCGAGUCAUGGCAUUUAGAAAGAAAAUAAAGAAAACACAGUGUUUUAGGGAGCUAGUAAGCCACAAUUUAUCUAAGCUGCAUAGCAGGCUGAGGCUUAUAACUGUCUGUAUGCAGUUCUUCUUCAAGAAUUGUAUUUUAUUUUCGAGCCUAUUAGAGUUCACCUUCAGGAAACUAGACUUCCUCUGAAAUAUGUUCACUUACUUUAAUAACUUGGAAUACAGGUUACUUUACGUCGCACUUUCAGUCACUGUUCAUGAGUUACUUUUGCUUUCCGAGCAGUAAUAAAGCUAAUCUUGUUGGUGAUUAGCUUUAUUACUAAUCACCAACAAGAUCCAAGUUUAAAUGGACACAGACAUAUGAACGGGAAGUGUAAAGAUCACACUCACGCAACCACCACACCUUGAUAGGAAUGACAUGAAUUAUGUAAUUGCAAAUGUCUGCUCUGAUUGUUGAUUUGUUUACUGGUUGCUGAGGUGGGGCUAAGCACUGGUUUCAAGGGAAGGAGAAAGAAAAAUGCAGGGAGUGGAAUCUCCAGCUGUGAUUGUGUGGAGCUCUCUGCCAUAGACAUUAUGUCUCUAGAGAUUUUAAAGCCACCUGUGAUCAUGACACUCACAUACUACAAAGCUAACAGGAACAGGAACUGAGAUUGCUUCGUCCUUGGAACCAAACAGGAACAGGAAUGCCAGCUUUUUGAAGUGAUAACUAUGGGGCAGUCAAAUAAGCAGUACUCCAAGUGGCGGUGGCUUUUGGCUCUUGUGGGACUAUUCAUGUACCUAGGGGACAUUUGCACAGAUACUGUACUGGUUUUUAGAUAUUUUCACGAAAAGCGCUAUGUUUGGAGUGGAUUGACUGCACUGUUUAUAAUCACUGCGUUGGCAGUAAACCAGAUCUUCAGCUACACCUGGUUUUUAGAAGAUAUGCAUAAAAAUGUCAUGGACAGCAAACCAAAGCGACGAUUUUUAGUCCUGCACAUAUUUGGGAUGGGAAUUUUCCUCAGGUCUUACCACCUGCUUGAACAAGGAUACAAAGAGAUUUGGGGACAAGAAACGUCACACAAUCAAAUGCCUCCGAACGGACACCUGAAGGAAGAUGAUGAGGAGGGGACCAGCACCUCGCACCACUAUAAACUGUUCAGCGAUGCUGCCGAUCUGAGCAUGUUGAAGCUUUUUGAGACUUUCCUGGAGAGCACGCCUCAGCUUCUUUUACAGCUUUACAUACGUCAAAGCCAUGAUGAAUGGUCGGUCUUACAGUAUAUGUCUAUGGUCUUCUCUUUCUUCAAUCUGGCAUGGUCUUUGGUGGACUAUCGGAUCUGGCUGCGCAAAUCUCUUCCCCAGAGCCGAGAAUUGCCCCCAGGCCUCCCCACAGUGGUCUACCUGCUCUACAAACUCUUCACCAUCACUAGUCUCAUUCUCAGCUACAGCCUCCUCCUCAUCCUCAGCAUCUACAGCACAGUAGGCUUUACUUCCCUUUGGCUGCUGGGAACAAUACGGGCCCACCUGCUUCAAACCGACUUCUGCAAUACAGGUGUCCUUGAAUUGCUGUACCGUGGCGUCAUUGGCUCCAUUCUGGUUUUUACCUUUUUUAACGUUAAAGGACAAAACACCAAAUGGGAAAUGACCAUCUAUUACUUUUUUUGGACUGUUAUAAAUUUCUCAACUCCUUUAUUGUUGUUUUUUUUAAAGCCAGAGUUGAAGACAAUUACAUUUUUCUGGGUGGUUAGUGGUGUAAUUUAUGGCGGUUCAUUGCUGGGCCUGAUUUCGCUGGUGUCAUAUUAUUGCUUCCUGCACCCUAAACAGUGUGAGUUAGAUCAGGUGGAUGGACAGGAAAUGGAGGAGACACCUUUCACAAAGAGGACAAGGACAUUCAUAAAACCUUGACUGAGGUUUUUCCCACCAUAUCAUAAAGAAGGGCACUCCACAUCAUAAUGCAGCCACCAUCAUGUAUUAUUGUUACAACAUUUCAUGUUUUAGUUGUGUUCAGACUUGUGGCUCAUGAAUGUUAGAUUAGUGUGAAAAGGUGUGAAAGAAAAAAGCAGGCACAAGGCAGUGUAGAGUACAGGUGAAAGUCCUUGAGGUUUGAGGAUUUUAGGUUUGAAUUGGGGAGUUUACACAUCAGCACACAACUUGAUUUCCACCGAAAGAAGUCUGCAGAAAUGUUGUCAAUUUUCAGUUGCUUAGAGAUGUAUCCGGCAUUCUAUGCAGGGAUUUAAAAGCUCUCUUCCUGAAAUUCACCACAGUGGAAAAUGACCACUCGUGAACACCACCCAUCAUGCCACUCAAACUCAAUCUACAGACAGUUUCCCCAUAACAUAUUCUUUGGUCCUUCGAAGUUAUUUCAAGUUAGUGCUAACUUGGGGGUGGACUGAAGGUGUUUUAAGAUACCAAUAUACAGCAGAACCCUGGUAUUUGCAAAGUUACAGUGAUGCUUUCAGAGAUUCACAUUAAGAGUGCAGGCUGAACAAGUGAUGUGGCUUUUAUACUUGAUGUGUACUUUGCUGCAGUAUUCUCUGAAAAUAAUCUCUCAUAGAGGGUUUACAUAGAUGCCAGUGCAGGUGAACCUAAUCUGUAAGAUCACCCUCCAAAUUGUACAGUUUGAGUGAAAGGUGCUGCUCGCAAUCGGUGCUGAGGUACAAAAAAUCAUAUGUGCAAAACCUGGGAUCACGACAACACUUAAGGCCAACUUGAUUAUUAACUCAGCUUUGGGAACCAGCAGUCCAUGAAUAACUAAAAUCCAUGAAUACUUGAGACCCUCUCAGAACAAGCUUAUAAUUGAAAUUUUUAAUGUACCUUAAUAUGCAUCAAUAUGCAUAGUGGGAACUGUCUCAGUACUACUGUAUGAGCAAGCAUCAUCGCACAUGUGUCAAACUCCAGUCCUCAAGGGCCGGUGUCCUGGAGUUUUUAAAAUGUGCCACAGGUACAAAAUACUGGAAUGAAAUGGCUUAAUUACCUCCUCCUUGUGUUGAUCAGUUCUUUAGAGCCUUGCUAAUGACCUAAUUAUUCUAGGUGUGGUGUAGCAGAGGCACGUCUAAAAGUUGCAGGACUCCAGCCCUUGAGGUCUGGACUUUGACACCCUUGAUCCAUGGUCUUUCCUGUUUUCGCUCCUGGGCAUACAGCCAAUCAGCACCAAAGAACAUAAACUGUGCUCCUGGUUUGGUUGCUUUGUAAACACCAGCCAAUAGUGUGCCAACUAGCAUUGCAUCUAGGUAUUUCAGCUUUCAAUCGUCAUUUUCAUUUAAAAUUUUUUAGAUUUGCUCAAUGAAAAUAUUAGCAAAUAAGGAGGUUUUACACAAACAAGCGAAUGAAUUAUGUUACACCUUAUUUUUAUUUACCUUUAUUUAUUUACCUUAUUUACAGGACUGUGUUAUCAAAGGUUUGUUCUCUCAAAUAGCAACAGCAGGGCUGGGAUACUACUUGGGGGUAUUUAUGUUCUUUUCUGAACUGCUAUAUUAUCAACACAAGAUGGCGCCAUUAUCACAAUGGAUUUUUCGAAUAUGCAACCAUAUUGAAUCCAGUUAUUCCAGUUUCUUUCUGACUUUUAGUUACCAGCUGUACCUAUUAUGCCUAUUAGAGUGCAACAUUGCUCACUGCUUUUGAUUUAUGGUGUUAUUUCCUGUUUUGUACUAUGUUUUUUUGUACCACAUAUUAGAAUAAAGUUGAUUGAUAGUCAUUCAUUCUGAAACAAAAUGUUUGGCAUAUUUAGAUUUUGACCACACUCAUCUCAUUGACCUUCAGUUAAUCUUUAAAUAUCCACUAAACUUCUGCAAUUUUUAUCUUUGCAAUGAAAGGAUGGAAAUUUCUCUCCAUCUUUCUGAGGAUUUUGGAGACUGUGUGGUCACGGAUGAACAAUGAAGAAAUAAUGAACCAGCACUAAUUUUGUUUUGACUACUAGCAAAAUAUUGUCUUGCUAGAAAAUUAAAGGUGUGAUUUUUUUAUUUUAUUUAUUUUUUGUC